GACGCAGAACGAACCCUACCUAGCUGUGGGUUUUCCCUCGUAGCGCUUGGGGUUGCAGAGUGUUGUUGGGUUUUUUGAGUAGUGUUGCUGCGUUGGAGCAAUGGCUGCGACGCGGGGGUUGAGCCGUAAGACAUUGGCAGGAUUGCAGAGAUGGAACAACGCGACUCCGGUAUGGAGCCGAACGAUGAGCGCGCAGGCAACAUCUGGACCGCAGGCGACUGCUCCACCUCCGCCCCCUCCUCCUCCGCCUGCCGAGAAAACGCAGUUUGGAGGUUUGAAGGACGAGGACAGGAUCUUCACGAACUUGUAUGGGAUUCACGAUCCUUUCCUAGCAGGCGCGAAGAAGCGGGGGGAUUGGCAUAGGACCAAGGAUUUGGUGCUCAAGGGGACGGAUUGGAUUGUGAACGAGAUGAAGAAGUCGGGUCUGCGAGGGCGAGGCGGCGCCGGUUUCCCUUCUGGGUUGAAGUGGUCUUUCAUGCCCAAGGUGUCCGAUGGUCGUCCGUCGUAUUUAGUGGUCAAUGCGGAUGAGAGCGAGCCUGGAACAUGCAAGGACAGGGAGAUCAUGAGGCACGACCCGCACAAACUGCUCGAGGGUUGCUUGAUUGCUGGAGUAGGAAUGCGCGCUCGUGCUGCGUAUAUCUACAUUCGAGGAGAGUAUGUCAACGAGCGGUUGAAUUUGCAGAAGGCCCUGCACGAAUGUUACAAGGAAGGUCUGCUUGGGAAGAACGCAUGCGGUUCAGGAUAUGACUUUGAUGUCUAUAUUCAUUACGGAGCCGGUGCGUAUAUUUGCGGAGAAGAGACUGCUCUUCUAGAGAGUCUUGAGGGAAAGCAGGGCAAGCCACGAUUAAAACCACCAUUUCCUGCAAAUGCUGGACUCUACGGCUGCCCCACUACUGUGACUAAUGUUGAGACUGUAGCUGUGUCUCCUACAAUUCUACGAAGGGGACCUGAAUGGUUUUCGAGUUUUGGGCGGAAGAAUAACUCAGGGACAAAGCUAUUCUGUGUCUCUGGACACGUGAACAAGCCAUGCACAGUCGAAGAGGAAAUGAGCAUACCAUUGAAGGAGCUCAUUGAACGACACUGUGGUGGAGUGAGAGGAGGAUGGGACAACCUUUUGGCUAUUAUUCCAGGAGGAUCUUCUGUGCCUCUACUUCCCAAGAACAUUUGUGAUGAUGUCCUCAUGGAUUUUGAUGCAUUGAAGGCUGUUCAAUCAGGUCUCGGCACUGCUGCUGUGAUUGUGAUGGACAAGUCUACAGAUGUUGUUGAUGCUAUUGCUCGCUUAUCGUACUUCUACAAACACGAGAGUUGCGGCCAAUGUACACCUUGCCGAGAGGGUUCUCCUUGGUUGUGGACUAUGAUGGAAAGAUUGAAGGUUGGAAACGCAAAGUUGGAAGAAAUCGACAUGUUGCAGGAAGUUACAAAGCAGAUUGAGGGCCACACUAUCUGUGCAUUGGGGGAUGCUGCUGCAUGGCCUGUGCAAGGUUUGAUCAGACAUUUUAGACCAGAACUUGAACGCCGGAUAUUGGAACGAGCAGCCAAGGAGAACGAUGAGUUGAGAGUAGCUAAUUGUUAGGGGAUAGAACUAGUCGGAUUUUGAGAAACGCAAGAUGUCUUAGGGAAGGCAGACUUGGUCGUCGAGCAAUUGAAUUAUCUCGAUUGAAGUUCAUGUGACGAGGAACUCUCGACACAGUACCGAAUAAUUCUGCUUCCCACAGCAGUAUUCUGCUGCAGUGGUCAAUCAUUCCAGCUAUUGUUCUGACCGUUUGAGUCAGAUUCUCUGGAUGACAACUGUUUUCAACUCCAUCUCCUCUAUUUUCCUUUAAUUUAGCAUUCAUGUUACUGAAUCAA
Physcomitrium patens is the source of this 1848-nucleotide messenger RNA. Its product is annotated as NADH dehydrogenase [ubiquinone] flavoprotein 1, mitochondrial. Gene Ontology annotation, cellular component: respiratory chain complex I. Gene Ontology annotation, molecular function: NAD binding; 4 iron, 4 sulfur cluster binding; FMN binding. The record is from RefSeq and is a predicted model, not a curated record. Gene Ontology annotation, biological process: mitochondrial electron transport, NADH to ubiquinone. Lineage: Eukaryota; Viridiplantae; Streptophyta; Bryopsida; Funariales; Funariaceae.